Molecule: messenger RNA, 863 nt
Organism: Callithrix jacchus (white-tufted-ear marmoset)
Lineage: Eukaryota; Metazoa; Chordata; Mammalia; Primates; Cebidae
Gene: SMIM19
Product: small integral membrane protein 19
Source: RefSeq, a predicted model, not a curated record
CCGGCCAGCAGGAAAUGACGAAGGCAGAGGGCGUCCAGGUCCGCUCGGUAACCGUUUCCCGCGCGUCCGGCCCCGACCCCGGGGGAAAGAGCCCCGGAGCGGAGCAGCACUGGCCGCGUGCCGCCUCCGGAGCCGGCAGCCCCCAUGGCCGGGGGUUAUGGAGGGAUGGCUGACGAUGGUUCUAUUGAUUAUACCGUUCACGAAGCCUGGAACGAAGCCACCAAUGUUUACUUGAUAGUUAUCCUUGUUAGCUUCGGUCUCUUCAUGUAUGCCAAAAGGAACAAAAGGAGAAUUAUGAGGAUAUUCAGCCUGCCACCUACAGAAGAAACUUUGUCAGAGCCCAACUUCUAUGACACGUUAAGCAAGAUUCGUUUAAGACAACAACUGGAAAUGUAUUCCAUUUCAAGGAAGUAUGACUGUCAGCAGCCACAAAACCAGGCCGACAGUGUGCAGCUCUCACUGGAGUGAAACCUCAGCAAAUGAGCAACAUAAGUAAUUGUUGCAAGCUCCUAAUUCUUUCUACUAAAUCAUGAACAGCUUUAAAAACAACUUCUGUCUGCAUAAAAUUAUUUUACUUGUGACUUUUUCCCAACUGUUUUGUGCAUUUUGCUUUUUUAAAUUGCGUCUCCAAGUCAUUGUUAGGUAAAUACAGAUGGCUCAAAAGGCCUGGACACAGGAAGCUUGCACAUACCAAGGAUCUCUGUAACCAGUGAUGGUGACUUUACCUUGCAAAGACCUCUGAUUCCUUCAGGAUACAAUCAGAAAUAAAAACACAUCUUGGGAAGCGGGAAUCCUGGAGUUUAUGCCACUGUGAUUAGAACAUUUUGCAAUAUUAAAAAAUAAAAAUACAGCCAUUGGAACAA